Messenger RNA from Metschnikowia bicuspidata var. bicuspidata NRRL YB-4993, 2163 nucleotides. Its product is annotated as Rpd3L histone deacetylase complex subunit. The transcript is spliced from 3 exons. Gene Ontology annotation, molecular function: histone deacetylase binding. NCBI's taxonomy places the organism in Eukaryota, Fungi, Ascomycota, Pichiomycetes, Serinales, Metschnikowiaceae. Gene Ontology annotation, cellular component: Sin3-type complex. The record is from RefSeq and is a predicted model, not a curated record. The coding region runs from base 1 to 2163 and encodes 720 amino acids. Gene Ontology annotation, biological process: negative regulation of transcription by RNA polymerase II.
AUGGGGAAUGCGAAGUGGGAAAUACGAAGUGGGAAAUGCGAAAUGACGGCCAAAAAACGCGGCUCGAUUAUGCCCCGCCAGUUCCCAGCAUACCGCCUGUACAUUUCUGCUCGGACUAUACAAUGCGCAUACGUGGUGCACGGGUGCGCCGGCGCCUCCAACCACAAGGGCUUUCCAUGGCCUGCCUCUUCGGCUAUCUAUCUAUCGCCAGACGAUUUCAGCUUCGCUGCCAGCACCACAAUUUCCGGCCCACAGCUCGCGCAAGAUCCCCCUGCUUUCUCAAACACACCAGACCAGCCGAAAACCCACGAUCCAGUCAUUGCCCCUGCAACCCACCCGCACGGCCCCGUUCUCACCGAAGAAAACUUGCGGCAUCUAGAGUCUGCCUCUGACCUUCCCCAGACAAAAGACUCUCCGCUCACGGACAUCGGCACGUCUCCUCCUCCGUUCGAAAUUCCCUCCCUCGGCGACAGACGUGCCCGCUCACGGGACAGCUACGAAAGUCUGGAACUCAGCGAUUUGGGCGACGACGAGUCCGAGGCAGAAACAGACAAAAUGGACUUCUUGAACGAGGACUCGAGCUCCAGAACGGGCGACAGGCACACGGACUUGCAGAGACUCUCGGCCCUCACAGAGCUCGCCAACCUACAGGAAAUUGAUUCCGAUGAGUCCGAGGCAGGCGUGCAAGGAAGCGCCCUGUCUACGUCACACAUCCCGCUUCCUGAUCAGAAGACCCCUCACCAUCAAGCCUCAAGUGACAUCACCCGCAGGUCCCAUGAAUACGCAAAGCGCCCCUUCGAAUCUGGGAGCGAAGCAGAUUCAGAAGGAGCCCCCGAUGACUCGCUAAGUGGCUCGGACUCUGAAAAAAGCAAGCGAAGAAAAAUUAGCGAAGAAUCCACCCCAGAAGACCCCAUGAGCGACGUGGACCCUAAGCUCGAUAUAAAGGUCAAACCAGACACCAGCGUGGUGCAAGAAAUUAUCAAAAACGGGGCUGAGCCUCUUUCCUGGCCUGCAGCGGAAUCCGUGGUCACAGCUAUCGUCCCUGUCGAAUCGAUAGCCGCGGGUGAGAACAAACCGAACGAAGUAGAGAUUGCUGAUGAGCAGCCAUCAAGCGAGAAAGAAAUCGCGGAGACUGAUGACCACGCGAAUGAGGCUGUUGCAGACGAACACGUUGUGAAAGAGGGCCAAAACGAGGAUCAAACUCAAGAAGAAGAAGAAGAAGAAGAAGAAGAAGAAGAAGAAGAAGAAGAAGAAGAAGAAAAAGAAGAAGAAGAAAAAGAAGAAGAACGAGAAGAGGUGGAGAUGGAAGAAGAGGGAGAGGCAGAAGAAGAGGAGGAGGAGGAGGAGGAGGAUGAGGAGGAAGAAGAAGAAGAUGAAAAAGAAGAUGAAGAACGAGAAAAACAAGAGAAACAGGGCGAGAAAGCAAGAGAAGAGGAGGAGGACGUCGACUUAGACGAGCAAAGAAGGUCUGCAAUCGAAGAGCUAAUAUCCAUCGAGAAAGACUUCUCCUUCCUCCGAGACAAGCUAUACCAAGACAAACUCAGCCUUCUUGAGCAUGAAAUGCAAUUGUGCUUGGAAGGAUCACAUCCCGAACUUGUCCAGAUUUACUACAAGGUGAAUCAAUUCUACCAGGACAACAUCAAGUUGGCCAACGCCACAUUGAACUACAGUUUAAAAUGCAUCAACACCGAGACUCUUGCGACGCGAACCAGCAUACACCAGGAUUUCAUGAAGAAUCUAGCCGGCACUAGGAACGAAAUGAUAACCGAAACCACGUCGUCGUGGUACAAAAUCAACAAAGAGUGGAACUACUUGGACCUGGCCGUGGCAGAUUACAACUUCACAGCCAUACCGUCUUCGACCCCUCAUUCUCUGUAUAUGCCGAUUGUUGCCGGCGGAAGCAGCGAAGAGUACUACCAAGAUAGUGGCGUGGUCAACAAGAAGACGCAGAAGCAAAAUACGAUAGUAGAGUUGGUCCACCAGCGCAACUGCGUCAACGCUCAACUCGGCAUUUUGAACGGUCUUAAGGAAUUUCAUGGUAUACCGUCGGCGGUGUCAAACAGUCUACUAGAUGACGAUGCUUUCCCGGUCGAUGAGCUUUUGCUCCGAAAGGCUUCACCCGACGAGAUCAAGGAGGACCUCCAGGCAAUGGGCAUAUAUUAA